This is a messenger RNA of Seriola dumerili (greater amberjack), 2713 nucleotides long. RefSeq names its product coagulation factor II thrombin receptor (gene f2r). Lineage: Eukaryota; Metazoa; Chordata; Actinopteri; Carangiformes; Carangidae. Gene Ontology annotation, cellular component: membrane. The transcript is spliced from 2 exons. Gene Ontology annotation, molecular function: thrombin-activated receptor activity. The record is from RefSeq and is a predicted model, not a curated record. The coding region runs from base 74 to 1372 and encodes 432 amino acids. Gene Ontology annotation, biological process: blood coagulation; thrombin-activated receptor signaling pathway; phospholipase C-activating G protein-coupled receptor signaling pathway.
AAAAACACUGAAGCCACUCUUCUGGCCAACAGAUAAUUUCAACACACUUAUUCAGAGGAUAUACAGUAAAGCCAUGGGUCACCUGUUAAUAGGGCUGUUGGUUUUGUUUUCUCUCCAGAGCUCAGCACUCGCCUCCCAAAAUGACUCAGAGCUGCUGCCGCGGACUUUUUCUGGUCACUUUGUGAUGGUCACUGAUGAUCCUGUAGACUACAUUGACCUUUCUGCGUUGGACGGUCUGAUGGACGACACAGGGUCUGGCUCAGAAUCAGGGCAGGAGCCGGUGAAAAGACACGGCCACCACGGCCCACACCGUCAACCCCAGAAGCACUAUUUUGUCUCAGAGGAGGCUAAAGGUUUUCUCAAGGGUCGCCUGGCAACAAGCGUUGUCCCGACCAUUUACACCCUUGUCUUCAUCAUCAGCGUGCCCCUCAACCUCAUUACUAUGGUGAUGUUUGUGCAUCACAUCCGUCCCAGGAAACCAGCAGUGAUCUACAUGCUGAACCUGGCCUGCGCUGACCUGCUGUUUGGCCUGCUCCUUCCCUUCAAGAUUGCCUACCAUUACCAUGGCAACAACUGGAUCUAUGGCUCCUUCAUGUGCAGAGUUGUCACAGCAGCCUUCUACUGCAACAUGUACUGCUCUGUCCUGCUCAUGACGUGCAUCAGCAUCGACCGUUUCCUGGCCGUGGUUUACCCCAUGAACUCGCUGACGUGGCGCAGCCCUCAGACAGCUUCAGCCGUGUGUGCUGCCAUGUGGCUGUUAGCCCUCGGGGGAGUGUCCCCUCUGCUGGUCUCAGGGCAGACCAUGUAUUUGUCAGACCUGGGCAUUACCACCUGCCAUGAUGUGCAGGAUGUGGAAAAACUGCAAGCUUACUAUCUUUACUUCUUCCCCAUCUACUCCUCUGUCUUCUUCUUCAUCCCUCUUGUCUUCACUGUUGUCUGUUAUGUACGUAUUAUCCAGGCUCUGGCAGCAGCCAAUGUGGAGAACCGCUCCAGGAAGACUCGGGCUGUGGUGAUGGCUGUGAUCGUGCUGAUGGUGUUUGUGGUCUGUUUCACUCCCACCAACAUCAUCCUGAUGGUUCACUAUGUUCAGCUGUCCCACAAGUCCAGUGACAGUUCGUACCAGGCGUACCUGAUCUCCAUGUGUCUAGGCAGCCUCAGCUGCUGUGUGGAUCCAGUCCUCUAUUACUUUGGCUCUUCUCAGUGCCAGAAGCAGGUGGCAGCACUGUUCAGAUGUAGGCAACUGGCACGGGCAGAGAGCAGCUCAGAGACACAAAGUACGAGAACCAGUGGGCGGACAGACAGCAGCAGGUUAUGCAAGAUGGAGAGCGCUCAAACUGGCCUGGGGAGCCAUUACAGCAGGCUGGUGGCUUAAGUGCAUGGACAUGAGGAGACUGGUCAGUCUGAGAAACUGCAAACUUGCACAUACACCCACAGCAUAAGACUCCCAUCUGUAUUUGAAACAUUACUAAGGACAUGGUUGGGUUGGAUCAAAAGAAAUAAUACAAAACUAUAACUGUUUACUGUUUAUUUUCACUUAAAUUGGCUUAUUUGAUGUAUCAUUUUUUCAUUAAGAGCCAGUUCACUUUUCGUUAUUUUGAAAUCAUAAAAUAUAUCCACCGCCAUGACAGUGUGUGAUAUGUUAAAUCAACUUCACAGCCACUAAAGCAGAAAUUUGUCUUUUCUGAUUUUUGUUUCAUAUCCUUGUUUUCAAUAAAUCAUAGGAAUUAAACAGUUAGUGUGUAAUAUUAUUAUUGUCAAUAAUAGCGUAAUAAUAGCGUAAAAGCAUAAUUAUAAGAAAGACAAAAACAGCUGUUAUAGGUUUUUAUAAGUGAAUAUGUAAAAUCAUUAAUCACUUGUAUUGGUAUUCAUGAAGCCAAAAAAAUGUGUGUAAAUACCAGGGUUUGUGCUAAAGCAUAUAUAAUUCAAUCAGAACAAAACUACUACAUUAUACAUAUUUUGCUUAAUACAAAAGUUGCUUUAUCUCUUGUCCUUUUUUAUUGCUGCUCACUCUCUUUGUCGUCAGGACACAGCUCUGAAACACAGGAAGACAAAAAAAAGAUAAACUUUGAAAUCUUUGAGAGAAGAACAGAACAAAGUGAGUACCACAGUUUCCCUGAAGGCUCCACCUCCAUUUCCUGCCCAUGCACAUAGUACUUCAUUGAAUUACUCCAAACAUAAUGAAGGUACAUAAUAUAUAAUCAUAUUUAAAUAAUGCAUUUCAAUACAACAUCUCCACCUUGUGGAAAGUUGUGUAAGUUGUAGCAUCCAGUAAAGAUUAAGAAGGAAAUGGUUGAGAAAACUUUGUUCACUAAUUAGUUACUGACCUGUUUCGCCAUCGUAGCUAUGGAAGUUCUCCGGGAAGUUCAGACACCCAACUUGCUUCUUGAAAAUUUCAACAUUUUUGGGAUCUAUUUUUCCUGUCCUUGCUGAAAGAGGGGGGAUAUUUUUUUUUAGUUAAAAAAAGGACUGUACAUAUCUUAAAACUCCAAAUGUGUUGAUGAGGACAAAACUUACUGAACUGCAGGAUGUAUCUACCAGUGACAUCCCCAUUUCGAAAGGUGUCUGUCCACAGCAGGCAGUCAGAGCAAGUCUGUAGGAUAUGUCCUUUGUGCUCUGACAGAUUUUCUUUAAAACCAGAGUGACUGAUUAUUAUAUGACAUCUGAUGUUGUGGAUAUCUUUGUCAUUUGUCUAAAGAUAAAUCUCUGCCUUACA